AUAUAUAUAUAUAUGUAUGUAUGUUAAAUUGAUUUAUAAGAAUUGCAAUGUGUACAGUAUAUAGAACAGAAAGGGUUGUAAGAAUGCUGCAUCUUUGGAGAGUUCAAAUAUGCAUGAUUUGCAUGAAUAUUUUUUUUUUAAACUUGUGCCUUUACUGCUAUGCAAGAGAAUGUUGAUACAUUUUUAUGCAUCAUCGAAGUUUGGCACAUUUACUAAAGAGUAAUGCCGUAUCAUAUUUUGUUAGCUUUGCUUUCUACAUUUUCAGUUCAUCUAAUAUUGUUUUAUUUUAAAUUUCUGUGGCCUCUCAUUAGUGGAUAAAGGUAAGCUGCCAGAAGCUGUUGUUAAAAAGCUGACAGUGUUAAAGCAGCUUCAACUUCAACUUGUUUUCAUUAGACUCUAAUCUGAAAAAGUGCAUAUUAUGAUAUCACUUUGACUUCUCUGCAUGAAAUAAGCUUAAUUCUUCUUGCUACCGGUAAUAAAAAAAAGUGUUGAGCAUUCAGUCUUUUAUUCGCUAAUUUUAAGAAAUGUGAUUGGAGAUUCCUUGAACAUUCACAUUCUAAAUGUGCAUAAUUCUUUGGGAAUUUUGAUUAAUUUUAUAGAAGUGAAGAAAGUAAUUGUUCUUUUCUUCCUGAAUUUAAUCUAUUCGGUCAUUAAAAAGUAGAAUUUUUGCAGGUAGACUAAAGAAUAUGUUAUGAAUGGACUGUAUAUAACAAGAGAAAUGCCCAGGGUAUAUUUAUAUUUUGUUAUUCCACCAGAAUAGUUUGUUUAGCAAGUGACACUGCGUACCUCACUGCAGAGUAAUACAGUCUAUCAUACAGUAAUGCUCAUUUAAAUACUUACAUUUUGUAAGAACUUUUAUUUUUGGCAUAGACUCAUAUGAAAGGAAACAUGAAAGAAUAAAGGCAUUGAGGAUAAAUGGCCACACUUUUUUCCCUGUGAGUCAUUAUUUUCUGGGGCAGAUGGACCCCACCCAUUCAUUAGCAAGUCAGAAGGAACAUGGUUUCAGUGGGAGCUCUGACAAACAAAGGGCUGCUGAAGUGAUUAUGGUCUUCUCUGUGGCAUAACAACAAAAUGAAGACCAAAAUUAAACAUUCUGAUAAUUUAUCCCUGACAUAUCUCAGAAAAAUUGCUUUGUCUAUGCUAAGGGACCUUAGGAACCUGAGUAAAAGUUUCAGCAGUUCGUGAAUGCUCCAUAAUUUUUCUUCCAGGGUUAAAAUGUAGAAUAUUAUUUUUGGAGCCAAUUUUUUGUUUGAGGUAUUUUGAUUUGUUUUCCUUGCAUGAAGUGCUAUGCAACUUUGCUGACUUAUCAAUAAGCUUUCCCAGGGAGACAGGAAUACUUAGGUAUCGUUUUUCCCCAUUCCUUUUUUCCUUUCUCCAAAUCACUCUCAGACUGAGGGUAUUUUUGUAUUUCUCUUACUUUUCAGUCUUACGUAGUAGGUGCUGUUACUAAAACAGAGAGAAGCAACACGCUUUUCUAGAGAAAAAUCACUUCUUAGCAGUAAUGUCACUCUUGUAAUGAAAAGCAUUAUACUUUAGCUUAUUUGUCCCCUAAUUCAGAAUAUAGUACUUGACCUGCUGUGUUCUCACUGGCUUGUAGAAACCACUGCAUCUCUUGUGAUUAGCAGCCAUGGGAUAUGAAUCUUUAAGCAAAUUUCCCAUCUAUAUCUUUAUCCAGAUGGGCAAAUAUUACCAUGGCAAGAUUUUACUAUUCUGAAGAAUAUUUCUGAAGCAUGCUCCAGAAGUGUAUGUCCCCUAAUGAAGCUGUAGUAAUACCGGAGCAUAACAGAAUUUUUUCUUCCAAAAGCCUGUAAAUACCAGUUCCAUAUGAUUCUCUAAACAUUUACCACCUUAGCAAAGUAUGACUUUGACUUCUGUUAUAAAUAACAACACCUAUGGUCUACCUGUUUUGAUAUUUGCCCUGUAAAAUGACUAUUAGCAGGAGGAAAAAGAAUUAUUGAAUUGCACAAAAAUCAAAUGAGUUUCCAAGAGGAAAACAUUUUCACUCGUUGAUUAAAAAUUGUCUUCUGAUGUAAAACAUAGAUUGUAUGUGUGUAUAUAUAUAAUUUACAUAUCUCUAUAUGUAUAUGUGUAUAUAUUGGACAUCUGUAUAAAUAUGAGAACACCCACAUUUUUAUGACUGUUAAACAAUUUAAUAAACAUUUGUUUAAUAAUAUACAUAUAUAUACAAACUAAAUAGAAAAUGCAUAUAGAUGAACACUGUGGAUGUUCUCAUCAAUAUAUGUGUAAUCUUUUUUUCUGAACUGAAGAAGCUCAUGGUCUCAAUAAUGUCUUGUGGCAAGGAAUUCCACAGGCUGAUUAUGUGCUGUGUACAAACGUUCUUUUUUAUUGGUUUUGAAUGUGAUGCCUUUAAUUUUAUUGAAUGUCCCUUGUUAUGUAGUAUAAGAAAAAGGAAAACAGAAAUUCCCAUUUUGUUUUUCCUUAGAGUAUAUACUUUUUUUCUUCAGUUUUUCUAGCUAGGCUAAAUGAAGAGAUUUUUAUUAUUAUUAUUAUUAUUAUUAAUAUUUUAACUUAUAUACCUUGAAGUCUUCACAGUGACAUCCUUUGCCUGGCUCUGAACUUACAGUGUUACUGACACGUUUUGAGCUACCGUGUUCCCCAUAACACUUAGCAGAACAUCUCAGUUGUUCUCUUUCAGUUGAGUUAAUCCAAAUGAUGGCAGAGAACAUGUGAUAGUGAUUCCUUUCCAUUUCAACCCAAAAAGAUAUAAAAAUGCCCUAUUACUAUAAUUUUAAAGCUUUGGCAUCAAUAAUUUGCCCCAGUUACUACUUAAAAAAGAAUUUAGAGAAAAGUUGUGCAUAAAUCCCUAUGAUAUGCUGGGGAGCAACUUCUUAUAGCUCAAAUCUAAACCCUGAUAAACUGGGCUUUUGCCAAGCUGUUUAUCUAGAGUGGUUUCAUAGGUACAUGCAUAGUACAGGUUAGCAGAGAGAGACUGACUUCUUAAAUGGAAGAAAAAUGUUUAUGUUCAAAGUAACAGACAAGGAUUUAGCAUAUAAAAUUAUCUUCAGAAUUGAUUCACAGUUCAUUCCCUUUCUGUUUCCAAGCUUCAGUACGGAAGAAGAAGGGUAAGGGGAAGCAUUUUGUCUCUUGUUUAACCUGUUUCUCACCUUUCCAUAGUGGAGGAUAAUAACAUAAUGUAAAUGUUGGCAUAUGGUCCAGUUUAUUUUAUGGUGUCAAACGUACAUUAGUUAUUGUAUAUGUUUUUUAGUUAUUUAGUUAACAAAUUGCAAACACACUAAGAACUUAAGCAGAAGACUACAUUUGAAAAUAUUCCCCACAUUCCCUCCUUUUGUCUCCUUUCCUUCACCUUGCCUUUCUUUCCUUCUUUCUAUCCAACUCUUUUCCAAACCCUUCCAUUUCAUCUCCUCACAGUUACUGUGCUAACUGGCAGCCUCUGAGAGUACAUGGCCAGUAACACAUCCUCAGUGUAGUCCUACGUUAGUGAUUUCACUUGUCUUUUUUGACGGCCAAAUGUUACUUACGUAACCACACUGUCUCUAUCUCAGGAAGUAGGGAUCUUGCACACAACACUUGAACUUUUGACCUGGAGAAAUGCUGCUCUGCACAAUUUUAACUUUUUAUAUAACAUCUUCCACACUGUCCCGUAUGCAUGGAGUGCCGUCCCUGAACUGAUUCAUAAGGCCACUACCUUCUCCCUGAAAUCUCUCCUUAAGACCCGCUUCCCCUAUGAUCCCUAUUAAGCAAUCAUCUCAGUAAUGAUGGCUAGGCAGAGGGACAGGUAGAUGACAUAGUGAUGCUAUUUUAAUAGUUUUUAUAAAUGUAACUGCAUAUAUAUGUAUACAACUUCGUUUGUGUUUAGUUGUAUUUUUCCAUACUCCUGUAUGUCAUUUUGCUUUCCUAGACUGUAAGCUCCUAUGAGCAGGGACUGUGCCAUUCACACGUUUUCAUGACGUCUAGCCCAAGGAAGAGCCUUAAACCUCUCUGGGCCCCUAGGUGGUAGCUGGUAAAACAGUCUGUGUGCUGCUCUUUGACAAAGCUCGGUGUCCCUGAAAGGAAGGCUAGGCUGUAGGCAGUGUCUUGUCUCAGCAGUGAAGCUUUUGCUUUUUAAUAUUAAACAAAUUCAGGUUAUUUAUUUUCCUCUCCUUAUUUUUCUCUUCCUUCCUGACCUCCUUUCAGGUCACUAACAGAGAUUCAGCUAGUGGUAUUUUCCAUUCUUGAUUCAGAAAAAUGUGCCAAAUAAACCCCAUUGCUACUGUUACGUUUUGGCAGCUUAUAAAAGCCUUUACAUUUUUAUAGUAGUUAUCUGUCAAGCAAAAUGCAGUUUUCUGGGUCACAGGUGAGGGAGACAUUAAGAUGGAACUAGUGGCUUUUGUGGUUCUGUUUGACUGGUUUUUUGGUUGUCUUUGGAUGAGGGUUCUGGUUCAAUGGGAGGUUGGGAAGAGUAUAGGCGGCAUUUUUAUAUUGAGUACCGACUAUAUGCCAUUUGUGACUAAAGACAAAGGUAAUAAAAUCUUAAAGUUAUGAAAAAUUUAGAGCAAUAUAUCUUGGGCAAUAUUACCAUUUUGCUGCAGUUUCAUAGCACAAAUUACUAACAAGUAAGGAAUCCUCAGUCUGUGCCACUGACUUUCUGCUUACAGCAGCUGCCUAACUCAGACAAAUAACACCCGGUUUUGGAUUGUGGCUUUGGAGGGGAUGUGUUUUUAAUAGUAAAAUUAGUCUCUGGAUUUUACAGGAUGUCAGGGAGGGAAAAGAGGCAUUAUUUUUUUUUCUUAUGUGACUCAUAAGUUUUCAACAACAGAUUAACAGUUGUAGCAGCAAGCUUUUUUGAUGCAGUACUUAGAAUAUUUAAUUCUAGAUAAUAUGUGGUUAGCCCAUUCAUACUGAAGAAUAUUCAAAAUAUCCAUGAAAAUUAAAACUAAGAUUUGAAAAUACUCUAAAAAUAAAACACUAAUAGAAAGUUUAUUAAACUCAUUAUGCAUUUGUUUCAAUCAUAAUUCCUAUCAUCACUGCAAGAAAUAGAUAUCAUUAGAUUUUCAAAAUAUUUUAAGGUAAUAAAUUUGACUUCAUGAAAGUUUUAUAUGGCUUGUGAAAAGCUUGCUUUUGAGGGAUUCUAUCUUCAGUUUUUAUUUUGAGGUACUUGCUAAUAACUUCUUGUGGAUGGAGAAUUUUAAAAUGAUAUGAUUCUUAACAAGUACGUACUGUAAACAUCUAGAUGUACGAUUCAAAAGUUUUGUACUCUGAAGCUUCUUACUGCCAAGAAUUGGGUUUGAUUUAGUGAGUAAUUUGGGAUUUUCAGUGAAAGCUUAAGUAGACAGUUUUUAAAUUAAAAGCUAAUAUAAAAAUCCUUGGGAGACAUUUCAAGAAUUUAAGAGAAAGUAGAAAAUUAAGGCACUGCAGGCUACAUUUUCUUAGUGAAAUGCAAUGACAAGAUUAAAAAAAAAAAACAACAACAAAAAAACACUUUUGUACCAAAAAACCCUACUUUGACGGUGUCAUGAGAGUGUCAGUUGUGAGCUGUGGGGAUUCGUUAUUUAUUUUUUAAUAUAUUUGAUACAUAAUCAAAGUAAAAUAAUUGUGUGCUGAUAAUGCUGAUCUUUGGGUUUUGUUGUGGGCUAAAGGACCAAAUAGUAGGAUUUUCCUCCUUUGAGCAGUUUAGAUGCUAGUGCUGCCUCUCAAAUAAAAAAAUAACUGUGUUAUCAUCAACAUAGACUACUGUUACCUGGCAUCAAGUCUUAGCUGCAUUUGAAUGGAAAAAUAUCAGUUGAUGGCAUUCAAAAGAAAUAUUAUUAGCUCUGUCUGCAAUAAGCAUUCACACUUCAUCUCAUCCUUGUUGUCCAUUGUUUCAAAGGUGGCACAUUCUAAUGGCAUCUGAAACAAUGAAAUUGCAGAGCAGAUAUAUAUAAAUGAAUGCCAAACAAUGGAUUAACUUAAAGUUUUAUGUUACGUUCGAAGAAACCCCUCAAAAAAGACGUCUGAGUUCUGAGUCAUUUUUUAAUUUCAAUAUGAUGGAGUUGAUGAUGGAGAUUUGUCUGCAGGAAACAAUGGAAAAAUCAUCAAAACAACUCUUACAGCCCUCACAACAUCAGCUUCUUUGAUAGUUUCCAGUAUCUGCAGCACUUCUAUGUAGGAAGAAGGUUUUCAGAUCUUCACCAGACACUGUAUUUUAGAAGAUGAGAUCAAAAGGCAUCAGACUUAAUGAAGAAUUCUCGAACAGUGUCUUUGUAAGUAAUUGAUUUGCAUUACCUAUUUGAAAUUCUAAUGAGCUAGCAAUGAUAAGAUGAAGGUUGUCGUGUGGUUGUUACUUUCGCUAGCAUAAAGCAGUGAUGCUGGGUGGAAUUUAUGGUGUAUGUGUGUGACAUAAUAUGAACUCCAUCUUUGUGUUGAUGAAGAAGGUUGCAAGAUUUAUAACUUGUAGUCUGUCUCAUGUGGAGUCCACAGAAGUGUAAGAGGAUACAGGAUUUGGGUCAUAUACAAUAUACCUGCUUUUAAAAUACUUUGUAACAUUGAAUGAGAGCACAUUUUGGGGACAAAAAUGCUAGGUUUUCCACUGCGGAAAAAAAAAAGUAAUUGAAACCUAGCAGAUGUGCUGUUUUUCAGCAACAUUUGACACCGAAUCUUAAAUUAAUGUGUAACUAUAAUGUUAACAUUAACAUGCAAGUUCUGCAAACAAGGGUUCGUAUUACUUGAGGUGGGAAGCUUUAAAUGGCAUUUUGAAAAAACUGGGAAUCCCUGAACAGGGAGGUCAGAUGAGUCACUGUGCGGGUGUUCUCAUUUACACUAUUAGUAUUUUGAAUUUAUCAUAUUGUUCUCUAGUGUAUGUAGUGCCUUUCCCUAAUACUUUGUUUUCUUUGCUACAGGACAAUAACUGAAAAGGUUUUCAAAACCUUUCUGCAUCAACCAACAAGAAAAUGGUAUAAAAGAAGUUGGAAAAAGAAUUGUAAGUGUUAAAGAAAAUAUGGGUUUUGUAGCAUUUGGAGCCAGAUGAAUGAAAUACGUUGGCAUAUGUGAGUGUCACUUGUUAUACUCAGAUAUUAUCAAUCGAAUGUUGAACAACAUAUUAAAAAUCAUGAGUGUAUGAGGAACAGUAAGAAUUGCAUAUAUUCCCCAACGUGGUACAAUUAGGACAAUGGAAAAAAAUUCAACACUUUUAAUGUGUUCUCUCUCUUUUUCAGGAGCCAAGGAGAUGAAGGACUUACCUCCCUCAUCUCAAAACUCCUUUUGCUGCAGUUUUUCUUCAAAUGUUCAUAUACCCAUGUUAACUAAUUCCUAAUACAAUCAAAAAUAAAUGUUUUUAGAUACUUCGUCAUAGUUUGCUUGUUUUUUCCCUUCGGUGUGGAAGUGUGAGAGCAAGUGCAAGAAUGGAGAGGCUGCAAGUGUCUUAGUUCCUCCACCUUUCUUUUCGGUGUCUUUUGGUUGAUUAUGUUUCUAUUCUGACUAGGCCAAAUUUUCAAAUGCUGUCUCUUAAACAGAAUAUCAAAUUGCCACAUAAAUUCCACCUGGCUUGCAGGGUAGGAGUGGGUAUUGACUAUAUUCUCUGCUUUGUUUUUGUUCUUAAACAGAAACCAGUGUUAGACAAUGACCAUUCCUCUUUCAAGGUAGGCUGAAUUUUGAAAGGCUGAAGAAUUGCAGGUGCAUUUUAAAUGCCUGUAAAAUAAUCUUAUCAAUUGAACAUACUGUUGAAGAGCUGGUACUUGAAAAUUGUAUCUAGAAAGAAUUUGAGCAGUUAUCUGCCUUCCUAAAAUUACUUUUGAUUGUGUGACUAUGAUAUGUAAACAUGACUUAUAUGUAGUAAUGUGAAAUUAUUUUUAGGCCUAGAAACACAAAUAAGACUUUCUUUCAAGAAAGUUUUGAUAGUUCCUUAAUGUGAAUACAUACAAAUAGUUUCUCUAAGUCAUGUAAUUAUGUUUGUAGAUACUCAGUGAUUAAUCUUACUAACAGUUUUUAUGUUUUACUGAUUUAUUUUACAUUAUUUUCACAUUUUUGAAUUUCUUGUACAUUGGAGAGUUUAUGGUAUCUCGGACAGCAUAAAUGUAUUUUUACUCAGUUUUAGUAGAGGGGAGAUGUUUCAAAUGGCUUGUGUUUUUGAUUGUGUUGCAAAGCACUUCUGUUAUUUUUCUCAUGCUAACUUCUGAAGUAAUAUUCUCUUUAUGUUAUUUGCAAUAUGAAAAACAUGUGAUUUUGAUACUGUGACUUAAACACAGUCCUGUAAAUUGUUUAUUUGGAUCAGAGCUGGAACAAGUUAAUUCCAGAUUGAAAUGUGCUCAUGGUGGCAGGUUCAUGAGUAUUAGUCUAAUGUUCUAACUGAAAACUCAGAUCAUUUAAUUUCAAUGUAUUAUUUUCUAUAACUAUAUCACUUCGGUGGCAUAAGCUCAACUUGUUGUUUCUUUCCUCUAAAUUUGAUCAUAAACAAGUUUGGGUUUAAAUCUUGACCUUGAAUAUUCUUCCACUGAAACAAUUAUUUAGCUAUGGGUUGGCCUGUUAAUUAUUGGCAAUAUGUUGAGGAACUAGUUAUGCCUUAUCUACUUUUAGUCUUUGAUUUUUUUCUCUAUUCACAUUCAGAUAGCUAAAAAAAAAAAAAAAAAAAAAAAAACACAUUAGUUUCCAGUGAGCAUACCUAAUGCAACAGAGAUUCCUUUUUAACCAUUUCCAGAUACAUAAUCUGUUUUUCUGCAGAGACACUACAGAUUUAUUCAUCAAAUACAGUUGCUUCUAUGACAAGCAGCGUUAUCAUAUGAGCUUCUAUAGUCCAAUCAAGCUUGCUUUUGAAAUUAGCAGAUUCUUAUCUUGAUGUUGCACCCCCAUUGGUAUUAGACAGCUGUUCCAGAAUUUUGUUCAUCUGCUUCUUUGAAAGCAUUAUGUAGAUUCCCAUAUGUACUGUUUGCCCAAAUUGUCCUUUACACAGUUCCUCCCAACACAUAGGCAUUCAUCCUGAAGUAUUUAUCAAGUAUUUAUCAUUCUUUAAUGAACUAAGAAGGGCAAAGACAUUUGCCUCUGUAUGGGAAGUUACAAAAAUCCAAAAGUAAUGCAAUGGACGUGAGAGCACCUGCUUGUUUCAGACGUUCUUUCUGUGCAUGUGUAUUUGUAAUUUAACACAUAUUAGCUUCGGGUCUUUAUGCUAAAAACAAAUUACUGGUAGUUAAACCUAAAAGAAAGAAAUAAUUUUUUAAAAAGGAAGAUAAAAACAACUCCACAGGGGCAUAUCUUUACGUGGUUUAAAUGCAUCUUUAUGCAUUUUUAAUAUACAUAAGACUACUCCUUUAGUUUUAGUGUCUGAUUUUCACAGAUAAUUGACAAAGAAGAACAGAUUGUACUGGUUAAUGAAAGAAAUUGAACUAAACUUGCACACUCACAUUUAGGGAAGGCAGUGGAAACAAAGUAUGUACAUAUGCAGUACCUGACAUUACGACCUAAGUUUCUAGACCGGUUGACACCAAGGAAGAAUGAAUGCCCUGUGUAUCCAUCACUUUUCAAACGGAAAAGUUCAUGUGCCAAAUAUUUGACUGUGGUUGACUGCAAAUGCUAGAAAAGGUGGGUGAUACUACAUCAUAUAGGUGCAACUGGCAUUGUAUUAAAUUUUGCGUAACAGAUUGUGCCUGGUACAGUUUCUGUCUGUAUCUAUCUUAGGUAUUUACAAGGCAUCUAUCACCUUGGUACCUAAACAGUUUGAAAAAUGCACCCACCCCAGGAGGCAUGAUGCAGAUACAGGCAGAGGCCCAUGUCCAGAGCAGCAGAGGCAGGUCCCAGGAAGCUCCCCAACUGUGGUACCGCUGUUGUUGAGCUCCUGGCCCACUUGUGGCCAAGGAACAUCUCCACCUACCUGUCAGCAGGAAGACGGUACCCCACCCCUCACGUCCAGCUCUACUGGUGGGGAAUCUGAAAAGGAAAUGUAAAUGGAAAAGGCAACGGUCCAGUAGCAGAGGUGAAACAGAAAUGGUGGGAUUUCAAAAGGAGGGAUUCUUAAAGAACAGCACAUCUCAGGGGAGGGAUCAACUGCCAGUCCAAGUGGCAGAUGUCACUGGGGAACAAGAUGGGGAGGUUCCUGGAUCCUCGGGGCAAGCUGGCCGUCUCCGAGGGAGCUCGCCGUCCACGCCGGCUGAAGAACAGGAAUCCUCGGUGCCUGCCUCUGACGAAGACUCACCGGCCAGGACCACAGAGAGCUGGCAGUGGCCGUUGUCCUCGUCUGAAACGCACAGCAACGUUGGGGAGGAUUUUGAGGGAUUUCAAACGCCAGCGCGGACUCCGGAGUGUACCAUGGACAUACAGUCUCCCGGGGAUCAGUCACUCAGUAGGACUCCUCAGUUUGAAAGUGACUCUCCUGAGGAGGAGGGCAAUGAUGAGAUGAAUGAAGAGCACCGCGGUGUUGAGCCUGUCCCUAGGGAUCGGGGUUGGAGAGGGCAGCCCCAGCUAACAGAGGGAGAGAAGCUGUUGAUGGAAACCAACAGUAGGAUUGUGCAGCUGCUGGAAAAUAUCAAGAGGGAGCAUGCACAGUCCAUGGGUCUCAUGUCACAGUCCAUGGGCCGCAUGGAGCUGCAGCUGGGCAUUGUGGCUACCUCCACAAGAGCCAUCCAUAACUACCUGUCAGAGAUUUUAGCUUUUCUCAAGCAGCCACGGACGCAGGUCCUUGAAACACGCAUCUCCCAAAGAGCCACCCCCCAUGUCGAGUUAACCUGUGCCUCGACAUGGACUGGUGAGGAUGCAGUGGCAGCCUCCACUGUGUGCUUACCAGGGGCCGAAGGGACGAGCGACUCUCGAGAACCGCCGCAGGCCACGCUGCCUUGUCGCAGUGGCCGGCUGCAGAGAGCCAUAACCGAGAGGGCCUCGUUGCCCAUGCCUACGCGCCAGGCAAAAGGGGGAGGGAAGAAAAAAUAACCACACCGUAGGAUUUUUAGGGUUUUUUUUAAUGUGCCUGUCCUUUUAAUUCUUAGCCAUAAGGCCAUCAGUGGCAGAUUUCAACCAUUUCCUACAUUGGCUAACAUUGUAUUCUGGCUGACUAGAUUAGUCUAACAUUUUGUAGUUUAUAUUUGCACUGUUAACAAUGUGUGCUGCUGGUAUUUGAAGAACAUUUGCCUCUGUUCUUUCACUUUAACUUCAUACAAGCAUUUUUUUACUCUGUGCCAGGCAUUCAUUGCUUUUCUUACAAAUACAAGUCAUUUCUUGAGGCAGCUGUUUUUUGAGUUUUCUUUCUCCAUUAUCCCAUCCCCUCUGAGCAAGCAUUCUGGAGUUGGUGGUAAGUAUACAGGUCUUGGCAAUACUCGCCUCCAAAACUGUGUUCGAUCAGUCUUUGCCUGGUGUUUCUGGCAUGCCAGCCUGAGGUGUUGGGGUUAGCCUGUACUGGAUCAUGAUCAUUCUUAUCCUCUGUGGGUCUGACGAGCUCACUUUCUAAGACCCUCGGUGGAGCUAAUCCACGUGUCUUGGCUAUGUUGUAUUAGAAGUAAUGUUGCCAGGAUCAUACCUCAUAUUUAUCUUUUGGGGCUUGUAUAGUAACGUGCCACCAGAUCUAUCUAGGCACCUGACUCUCGUUUUCAAAGUUCCUUUUACGAUGGAUCUGGUGGUUGGAUGGGCAGCAUUAUAAUUUUUCCUCUGAGAGAGUCUGAGGAUUUGAAACAGGAGUCACUAAGCAAUGUGUUCUUGGGGAUAAGAGCCAUCUCCUACACCAAAUGUACUAGGAGGAGACUGUCCCCUGUAAUUAUCACAGAUAUUAAUUAUUUAAGAAAAUGAAAAGAAAAAAGAAAAAAAAAACCAACUUGCCUAGCAGCCAGACCUCUUGAGAAUGUAAAUGUCGUGACAUGCUGUUGGGUAUUGUGCUACUAUGUCUGUGAUUAAGAGCUUUUCAUCAGAGAUGACCUACAUGCUGAUAAAAUGCAACUACUUUCUGUGCCUUUAGGCCAUCUAAUUUCCUGAGGGCUGGCACCCUGAGUAGAACAUGGGUGCAAUUGGUAACCCACAGGGCAGAUGGAAAUGCACUUUGCAAUAAAUUAUUUUAUAUCUGUUGGUGCUGCCUCUCUCGGGGGAAUUUAAUAUAGUGGCACUCAAAUUGCUAUAUGCAUGCAGAGGCAUCAGACUGGCUUAUCCAUGUGGUAUCCCUGACAGUUCUCUGGAAGGAUGCUGUUACCAGGAGUCCCUUGAGCGUGGUAACUAAUGAUCACAGGUGUAGCAUGGCUCCUGUGUUUGACUCUCCACAUACCUUUGUAACGUUUUGUAAAGAUUCAGAAGAGUUUAUAUGGCAAAGCAGUGAUGAAUUUCUCCUUUGGCAAAUACUAGAAAAUAAUUGUAGGCCUAAAAAUCCUCUUCUGUGAAUACAGCUGAGCGGUGCUCUCUCUGUCCAGUGAGCCAUAGCCUCUUCUUUCUUGUCUUUCUCUGAGACUGAAGUUAAUCAAAAUAAAGCAGAUACAAUAUUUUGUUAUUCUACCAGUCAGCCACAGAUUGCUCCCUUAUAAGUGUGUGUGCGUGCGUGCUUGUGGCUGUACUUUGCUAAAUGAAUGGUUUAAUGAUGAAAUGUAGCUGGCAUGGCCAACCUCCAGUGUAGGCUCUUUGCAGUAGAGAGUAUUUCUUCCCUUCCACCUACAUCCAGCUGUGUUCUCUCUGAGACUACCAUUGGAGGUGUGCUUCUUCGGUCACACUGCUGACACACUUUACACCAGGUGCAAAUUUUUGCACCCCUUCCAUUGCUUUUUUAUAUCUCUUUUUGUUAAAGCUGUUUAUAAAUGUGUCCUCAGAGAAUUUCCAAUACAGGCUUGUAAGAUUCCCCUCUCAUUGAUACAAGAAAUGCAUGUUGCUGAAUGUUUAAGAUCACAAGAAGGUUGGGAAAGAAGUCCAUUAGUGACCUUUGACAAAUUAUUCCAGUACGUGUGGCCUUUUGAACACGUGUUUCUGGUGCAUACAUGGUUUGCACACUGGUACCGUGGAUAUGAACAGCCAAGCUAAAGGCAAAGACAAGUGGAAGUUUGUCCCAGUAUGCUUACAUCUUAUUUCUUUGGGAUGAGUUUGAACGAAGCUGAAUACAAAUCAGCCAAUUAAUUUUCUUGGCCUAAUUAACGUGUGUCUGAUAAUACAGUGAGAAUGUUUUUAUUUUACAUACUAUUUUCACUUCAAAAGUGUGGUGCAGUAUGUGGUCAGAUGCUAAGAUUUUGACGUACUCUGCAGGACCCGCCAUGUAGCUGCUGCCAUUUAGAAUAAAUCGCAUUCCACUGUAGUUUUAAAAGGACACCCUCCGCUCUGCAUUCGGAUCAAAGACAGUAGAGAAAAAGAAGAAGUUGCACAGAUGCAGCAGUGCUGCCGGUGGAAAAACUGCAUGAGGAACACCUAAAGAGUUCCUUGCAAAGCAGCUCAUGCUGUCACCUGAUCUCUCCCAUUUCUCAGUGCUUUAGCUAGAUAUGGAAAGACACAAAGCCACUUGAAUGGGAGCAGUUAUAGGGUGAGAAUGACUGAGAAACUGUCCACAGGCAAGAAACCUGCAAUAAACUCACACAGAAUGAAGUUAUUCCAGCUGGAAGUAGUAUAUGGUAUUAAUAAUUGGUACCAACUGAUAUUUUGGUCAGAUCUUAAAUUAAGAUCUGACUUAUAGUAUUGUCUAGCAAAAUCAGUGCAGUUGGAGAGUAUGUAUGUUUCAUCCCCAAACAAAUAUUUUCAUGCUUUUCAAAUGUCUGUCAUAGCCUCAUCACUCUUUCCCUGUAGCUUUUUGUUGUCUGAAUGGGUAUAUGGUUACAUGUGUCUGUUAAAAUAAAGGGGAUCCUCAUUCUUAUGUGGUAUAUUUAUAUUUCUUAUGUACAGAUUUUGAGUACCUAAUGCCUCAUUUUCACAAACUUCCUUCUCUCUCUAUCCCAAAGACCAGUUUUUAGGCCUUCUGGGAUGAUAAAAAGGGUGGAAAAGACUUAACCUGAGAUCUCUCCACCCUUUAAGCUCUUGGUGAUAGAUCCCCUGAGUACAAUUUUACAGUCUAGCCAUAUUUUUGUUGUAUAGGUCAAAUGUUAAUGGUGACACCAUUGCUUUAUGAUGACGCCUUUUGCUGAGCGGAAGUGCAGAUAUUUUUCCUUCAUAAGUUCAGAGUUUGUAUUACAAAAUCUUAUGAAAUGUGACAUGAAGUUUAUUUUAUUUUUGAAUACAUGUGAUGGUUUUAAGAUUUUUUUUUUCCUUUCUUCCUUUCACCAAAUGAUUUAAAACACACAAAAAUAAAGCAGACCAAUGAAAAAAAAGUCAAAUGAUAACUUCAAUUGAAUAGAAACAGCAACACCACUCUUGUGAGAAAGUUUUCAAUAGUGUUCUGAUUCUCCUCAGUCUUUCCUUUCCUGCCUGCUCCCUGACCCUCUGUUACACUAAAAUAACAACUCCUAGGACAGCCUUCUUUCUAACCAGGGGGCUAAAAGUUCUUCCCUCUCUUCUUCUCCUGUUAAAAACGUCAUCCUUGCAUCUGCCAGAUCUACUGUGUAGAGGGAUCAAAAACUUUUUUCCUCCUGCCUUAUUCCCAUCCAUAUCCAUAUCAAGGGCCCUGAGUAUGCUGCUCUCCAGUGAGAGGUAAAGCUUAAAUCCCUAAAUCUGAUGCUUUGCAGACUAGCAUCAUCUGUAGACUGACAAAAGCCUGCCUUUUUUUUUCAGUCUGUAAUAACCUAAUGGAGUAGGUAUCCUUUUCUGCUGAAAUAAAAAUCGAACGUUUGGGAGGUGGAUCUAAUUGCUGAAAAUUAACAGUGCUCCUGCUCACGUUGUGAAAGCCUAGUAGCCUGGCUAAGGUAUUCCAUUUACAUAAAUAUCACAGCCAAUAUAACUGAUCUCUACUCUGGUGAAACUUAAGGAAAAGACAGUAAAUUAACAUGAUUAUUAAGUACAGAAUAAUCAAUAUGGUGCAGCCUGUUUUUUCUUAGGGAAGCAAACGUGUUGAAAGGGGUAGAAAGAAAACUUGUUGGUAUGGUCUAAGUUUGGAUUCUAGUACAGGUUCAAAAUUCAAACUGUUCUGCUGGCUUGGGCUACUCAUUGAAUUUCUCCAUGCCUUAGUUUUGUAGUAGUAGAAGUAGCAAUAAAGAAGCUGUAAGGCCAUAAUUAGUUGAUUGGUGCUUUGAGGUCCUCAGUCUAAGGAAUGUAUUAAACACUGAUGAGUCUUGUUUGUGACCACAGUUGGAAAUGCGGCUAAAGCAAAUGCUCUGAAGUUCAGAAGAUCUCAAUUGAAGUUUUUUCCCUGUCUUUUAUCGUUGUGCCAUACAGUAGAUUAGGAUCCCGAAUCCAAAUGUUGAAGUUCUCAUUCUGAUUUGGACUUUGAUUGUUUGGUCUGUUCCUGACCACAACUAAAUGCAUUCCCAGAGUUAAUAAAAUAAAUAAUAAUAAUUAAAAAAAAAAUCAUAUAAAAGUUUCAUUUAAAAAUGAUGCAAUUGCUUACAAUGCUAAUCUAAUAAUCCAAAAGCAUGUAGAUUAGACAUGAUUAAUUGAGGAAAUUAGGCAUAAAAGAGCACUUCUGGAGUACUUGUUAUUGUCCAAAAUAUCGCUGAAAUUCUGAUGACUAAGUACAGUCUGCUUAUCUCUAUUUGAAACAGUUCUUUACAGAUUCAUUAUUUCUAAAGGUCUUCUUUCCAUUUCUAUAUAGAUAUUGUCCCUUCACAUUUUGAAGGUUUGAAGAAGAGGAUUGUUUUUCGAGUCACACUAAGUAAACAUUAAAUGCAUGCAGGCUUAAAACUAAAGCAUGCAUGUUAUGUAGCAGCAAUAAAAAGUGCUCGGCUUGCACGACUUAUGAUGCUCAAGCAUUGCCUUGUUAAAAUGCCAAAAAAAAAAAAAAAAAACCUUUUUCUUUGCAUUUUUUUGAAAAGUAAAUCUCUUCCUUUGACCUUGCAAUACUUAAUUUUUCAGGUUUUGGACAAAUGAUAUUUAUUUUACUGAAUACUUUUAUA
Molecule: messenger RNA, 15848 nt
Organism: Gallus gallus (chicken)
Lineage: Eukaryota; Metazoa; Chordata; Aves; Galliformes; Phasianidae
Exons: 2
Coding region: 9910-10848 (312 amino acids)
Source: RefSeq, a predicted model, not a curated record